AGCCUGAGCUCCAGCCCCGGCCCGAGGCGACGGGAGCCGAACGGGAGGCGCGGAAGCCAACACCAGGUCCCCAGCGCCGCCGGCGCCUCCGAGCCGCUCGCGCCCCUGGCUAGCUGGCGGCGGCUGCGAGCGCCGAGGCCAGCCCCUGGCCCGCGGGUGGGUCGCCAGCGCCAUGGCCACCCCAGAACCGCUGCGGCCGCGCCUGUGCUGCCUGGUGCGUGGCGAGCACGGCUACGGCUUCCACCUGCAUGGCGAGAAGGGCCGUCGCGGGCAGUUCAUCCGGCGCGUGGAGCCCGGGUCCCCGGCCGAGGCGGCCGAGCUGCGCGCUGGAGACCGCCUGGUCGAGGUCAACGGCGUCAACGUGGAGGGCGAAACGCACCACCAGGUGGUCCAGAGGAUCAAGGCUGUGGAAGGGCAGACCCGGCUGCUGGUGGUAGACAAGGAGACGGACGAGGAGCUGCGCCGGCGGCAGCUGACCUGCACUGAGGAGAUGGCCCAGCGAGGGCUUCCACCCGCCCAUGACCCCUGGGAGCCAAAGCCGGACUGGACACGAGCAGGCAGCCUUGGCUCCAAGGAUGGCCAGAAGGAUGUCAAUGGGCCCCCGAGGGAGCUUCGCCCGAGGCUCUGCCACCUUCGAAAGGGCCCUCAGGGCUAUGGGUUCAACCUGCACAGUGACAAGUCCCGGCCAGGACAGUACAUCCGUUCGGUGGACGUGGGCUCGCCGGCCGCCCACUCCGGCCUCCGCGCCCAAGAUCGACUUAUUGAGGUGAACGGGCAGAAUGUGGAGGGACUGCGCCACGCAGAGGUGGUUGCCAGCAUCAAGGCACGCGAGGAUGAGGCCCGGCUGUUGGUGGUGGACCCGGAAACGGACGAGCACUUCAAGAGGCUGCGGGUCACGCCCACCGAGGAGCAUGUGGAAGGUCCACUGCCAUCACCUGUCACCAAUGGGACCAGCCCUGCCCAGCUCAAUGGUGGCUCAGCGUGCUCAUCCCGAAGUGAUCUGCCUGGCUUAGACAAGGACACUGAGGACCGCAGCACCUGGAAGCACGACCCUUUUCAGGAGAGUGGCCUCCACCUGAGCCCCACGGCGGCUGAGGCCAAGGAGAAGGCGAAGGCCACCAGGGUCAACAAGCGGGCCCCGCAGAUGGACUGGAACCAGAAGCGUGAGAUCUUCAGCAACUUCUGAACCCCUCGCUGCCUGUGUGCGGGCCCGGCCUUCUCCCCGCACGGACUUUGGGCCUCCCUCCUCGGGCCCAGACCAGAGCUCCCCAAGCCUCAGUGGACUGGAGGAGGUGCAUCCUCACCCCCGGGAGCCGCGGUGGCCCCACCGCCACCCAGGAACCAACCCA
Messenger RNA from Myotis daubentonii (Daubenton's bat), 1349 nucleotides. It is a transcript of the gene NHERF2, whose product is annotated as NHERF family PDZ scaffold protein 2. Gene Ontology annotation, molecular function: signaling receptor binding; protein-membrane adaptor activity. Gene Ontology annotation, biological process: protein localization to plasma membrane. Gene Ontology annotation, cellular component: apical plasma membrane. NCBI's taxonomy places the organism in Eukaryota, Metazoa, Chordata, Mammalia, Chiroptera, Vespertilionidae. The record is from RefSeq and is a predicted model, not a curated record.